Culicoides brevitarsis is the source of this 1826-nucleotide messenger RNA. RefSeq names its product sodium- and chloride-dependent glycine transporter 2. Gene Ontology annotation, biological process: sodium ion transmembrane transport. The record is from RefSeq and is a predicted model, not a curated record. NCBI's taxonomy places the organism in Eukaryota, Metazoa, Arthropoda, Insecta, Diptera, Ceratopogonidae. Gene Ontology annotation, cellular component: plasma membrane. The coding region runs from base 36 to 1742 and encodes 568 amino acids. The transcript is spliced from 6 exons.
GAUCGGUUCGUUCCAAAAAAAAAUCUCAAAAAAUUAUGGUCGUUGUUGAUCGCGAAAAAUGGACUUCGAAAGCGGAAUUCAUUCUCUCGUCGCUCGGAUACUGCGUUGGCAUGGGGAACGUUUGGCGCUUCCCGUAUCUCUGUUAUCGCGGCGGCGGCGGAGCCUUUCUCGUCCCGUACUUGUCGAUGCUCUUCUUUUGCGGCGUCCCCUUGUACCUGCUUGAAACCAGUUUGGGACAAUUUUCGAGUCUCAGUGCGAUGUCGAUCUUCAAAACGAUGGCGCCCGCUCUCAAGGGCUGCGGAUACGCGAUUUUGAUCGUCAAUUUCAUCGUCACGAUGCAAUAUAAUCUUUUAAUCGCUUAUCCGAUUCUCUUUUUGUGGGAAUGCUUCAAAAAUGCCGUUCCGUGGAAAUCUUGCGGAAAUUCUUGGAAUACGGAAAAAUGCGUCGUUGUGAAUCAGGAAAAUGCGUCGAGCAUCUUUGCGUUAAACGAGAAUUUGACACAAGCGGAAAAGUACAAAACAGCUGCCGAUGAAUUUUUUCACAAUCAAAUUUUGGAUAUUUCUGCGGAUCCGAAUAUCGUCGGAGAUUUGAAUUGGCCUGUGUUGGUUGUAAAUAUGCUUUCGUGGAUUGUUCUCUUUUUAUGCGUCAUCAAAGGAGUGAAAAGUGUCGGAAAAGUCGUUUAUAUUUCAGCAACUUUCCCUUAUUUGAUUUUGUCAAUUUUGUUUAUUCGAGGCAUUACGUUGCCCGGAGCAUGGGAAGGAAUUAAAUUUUAUAUCGUGCCUCAAUGGGAUAAAUUACUCAAUUUGGAGGUUUGGGCUGACGCUGCUUGUCAAAUAUUCUUCAGCAUCGGACCUGGUUGGGGAGGAAUAAUCAACAUGGCAUCAUACAACAAAUUUGAUAACAACUUAAAAACUGACUCAACUUUUUUGCCCAUUGUGAAUUGCGGAACGAGUAUAUUUGCGGGUUUUGUUGUUUUUUCGGUAUUAGGCUAUUUGUCGGAUCGCACGGGACUUCCAAUUGAAAAUGUCGCUACGGGUGGUCCGUCAUUGGCAUUUGUGAUGUAUCCUGAAGCGAUUGCUUUGUUGCCGUACGCGAACUUUUUCGCUAUUUCUUUCUUUUUGAUGUUGUACUCGUUGGGAUUGGACUCUUGUUUCGUUCAAAUCGAGACAAUUAUCACCUGCAUCACAGACGAAUGGCCCAAUUUGCGUAAAAAUAAACACAUUGUGGCUUUUGUAACAGUUUUUCUCAUGGCAGUCGGCUCCCUGAUGUUCGUCUUCCAAAAUGGCAUGUACCUGAUCCAAGUCAUCGAUUGGUAUUCGUCGCCGCUCACGAUAAUUCUCGUUUGUUUCUGCGAGAUUGUCAUGGUGAGUUAUUGCUACGGACUCGGAAACAUUGUGCGCGACAUCGAGUACAUGUUGGGCAUUCGUUUGAGCAUUUGGUGGAAAAUUUGUUGGAAAAUCGUGAAUCCGUUGGUUUUAAUUUUCAUUUUUGCGACAGUUUUGAAGUAUAACACGAAAGUGACUUAUAACGGAGUUGAUUUUCCUGAUUGGGCGAUCGCUUUGGGAUGGAUGAGCAGUAUGAUGUCACUUUUAGUCAUUCCGGGAUAUUUUGUCUAUAAAAUAUGGACAACGAAGGGAUCUUUCAUUAAGCGAUCAACAAUGUGUCUUAUGGCUCACGAUUGGGGUCCUGCUGAUCCAAUAACUCGACGAGAAUAUCAAGCUUAUAAAAAUAAAAUUAUUUAAGAAUAUUUUUUAAAUAUUUGUUUUACUUUUACAUCUGAAAAUUAAAUUUUUUAUAAUAAUAAUAAAAAUUUUCAAACCUUUUUA